CAUGACCUGAGCCGAAAUCAAGAGUCCGGCGCCCAAUGGACUGAGCCACCCGGGCGCCCCUCCCCUCUUUUUCUCUCUUCUCUUUCACCAGCUUUCACGCACUGGAUAAUUCAUCUGCUGGAUUCUCUGCCCGUUCUUUUUUAGAAGUUUUGUCCCUUUGGGUUUUUUUCUGCCUUUUGGUCUUAAGAUUCCUUCUGCUUCAUCUUCUGAUUUCCUACGGACACGCCAUUUACGGCAAGGUUUGCAUUUCUGAGACCUUGUUCCCUUGCUCAGGUGUGAGUGUCCUGGCUCUCUGAGAAUCUCGAUUAGAGUAGUUUUGAAAUUGCCUUCUGCUUCCUACAUUAUAUCUGCUUCCUCCGAGCUCCUUUCCCUUUGUUUUCCCCUCGGGGGGGGGCUUCCUCAAUUCCUGGUACACGGCCGUCUAUCCGUGCUUAGGGCAAGGCACUCACAGACUCACGGAGGCGCCAGGCCGUGGGCCAGGCUGUGGGCCGACGUGUAGACAGGCCGCCUCACCGCGGGGUCAUCGGCGUCCCCCUGGACUCGUGCUGGGGCACCCGAAAGGGCAGCUGUUCACACGUGUUCUGUCGCGUGCCGUUCAGUUACUCCCCAGGAGGACUUUCCGGGCCCCUGCCCGGUGCAGGUAUUCAGAGAGCAAGUUAGGGGGAGGACACCUCGCUGAGGAGGGACGACCACGAAAACACAGGGCUUGGCUGAAAGGAAGGAAAGCAAGCAGAGGAAAGCGAAGUGUCGCUUCCUAAGACUCUUGCCUCUCGUUUGUGGCUGUAAAACAAAGUGACUGCCUCCCAAGUGGGUCAUUCCCGAACUGAUUGGCCACACCGUCGUCACCGUGUUAAUGCUCAUCUCAUUGCACUGGUUCAUCUUCCUUCUCAACCUGCCCGUUGCCACUUGGAAUAUAUAUCGGUUCAUUAUGGUGCCGAGUGGUAACAUGGGAGUGUUCGACCCGACAGAGAUCCACAAUCGGGGUCAGCUGAAGUCGCACAUGAAGGAAGCCAUGAUCAAGCUUGGUUUCCACUUGCUCUGUUUUUUCAUGUAUCUUUACAGUAUGAUCUUGGCUCUGAUAAACGACUGAGGCUGCGGGCGCCGCGUCCGGAGCCGGCCCACACCACCGUGCGUCGUCGGGGAGCCAGAGACCACGUGGAUCAUCCUGAGAACCGUGACCAUAGCAGUAUAUUUUUUCGUCUUUGAACAAAAUAAAAUAUUUUUGCUGUAUUUUUACCAUAUAAAGUAUUUAAAAAACACGAAUUGAGUUCUUGUAGAUUUCUGGUUCUCCACGUCAGCCUGAACCCCAACGUGUGGUUUUCAUCGUCUGUAUGUCGAGGACUGGCAUUUGUACGUAGUGACGGCACGGCCGCCCCAGCCUUGCCCGCUGCAGAAACACAGGGAAACCUGUGGACAGCAGAAAAGGCAGAGUGCAGAGCGCCGCUGGCCACCCAGGCAGAGGAGGAAAGUGUUGCCCUUUGGCCUCUGUCGAGGCAGCUUCGCUACGUUCAGUGUGGUUUAAAGGUUUAUGGGACUGUUGGCUGAGUUUUCUCACAAGAACGUUAACAGAAAGUGACAUUUCAAAAAAUACGUAUUUCUUUGCAGAAUCUGUGAAACCUUAUAAGCCAUUUGCCCAGGUACAGUGUAAUUCCCGCUUCUAGAAAGGAAAAUAAAUCAAAAAAGCAAAAUA
Messenger RNA from Herpailurus yagouaroundi (jaguarundi), 1690 nucleotides. RefSeq names its product cornichon family member 4 (gene CNIH4). The transcript has 4 exons. NCBI's taxonomy places the organism in Eukaryota, Metazoa, Chordata, Mammalia, Carnivora, Felidae. The record is from RefSeq and is a predicted model, not a curated record. Bases 854 to 1090 code for a protein of 78 amino acids. Gene Ontology annotation, biological process: vesicle-mediated transport.